CCUUCUUGAGCACCAACAGCACAUUCAUCCCACAAUUUUACUCCUCUUUCGAUUUGCGAAUAAACUUUUGGCACCGAUUAAAAUAGCAGGCACAGGCACCGCACAAGGCAGCGGCAGCUCCAACUCAGUGUCGAUCCCUUUUUCCAUCCUACAUUUUCCCUCUUUUAGCUCUCUGGUCCCAAUCUACUCCAAAUUAAACUCAUUGUCUCCUCCUCCUCCUCCGUCGCCUUCUGGUCCCUAGACGCCGCGCCCACGUUAACUGAACCCCAAUUUGAUUCGCAAAACCUUCAGGUUUAUGGAUUGGGUGAUUUGAUAGUAGAGGCAAUUGAAUCGUUCUGAAGAUGUCUUGGUUUGGCGCGAAAGUGUCCCUAUCGAGCUUGGAUCUCGCCGGGGCCUUGAAUAAAGUCAGUGAGAGCGUCAAGAAUAUCGAGAAGAAUUUCGAUAGCGCUCUAGGCCUUGAGGAGAAAUCUGAUGGCACCACUGGCAGCAGCAACGAAACUCCAGGAUUAUGGCCUUCAGCUAAUGAUAGAAAAGCGUUGUUUGAUCCCGUCAUGUCCUUCAUGGGACAAAGAGGUGGGGUUAGUACUGUGGAUCCUCUUGGAAAACCUGAAUCAUCAAUUCUCUCAUCUCCUAUGAUAGAUGAAGAAUUGGCCAAGCCUGAUAGCUCGACCAAAUCUGGAGUAGAACAAACUGCACAUGCUGAAGUGAGGGAAGAAAGAAAGAAUGAUAUUGUAGAUCCAGUUACUGCUGAAGAAGGACUAACUUCAAGUGGAGAGCAAAAUGAGAUGCCUGCGGCAGAAAUUAGUGAAACAGCAACUGAUUCAUCACCAUUGCCUGUUGAAGUGUCUGAGACAAAUGCUGAAAAUGUAGAGCAAAAAGAUUCACCUAACCUACUUCAGAAGGAGACCUCAGAAGAACCUUUAAAGGACAGCUCAGAAAAAUCUUCCAGGGAGAGCUUAGAAGAACCUUUAAAGGAAGGCUCAGAAGGAUCUUCUGAAAACUCGGAGUUAGUGGAACCCAAUUCCAUGAAAUCUGUAGAUCAAGCAGCAGGUGCAGCCCUUGUACUGGAUGGACUGGAUAAUAUUGGUGCUGUGGAGGAGAGCACAGAGGACCAGAGGACACUGGUAGGAGAGGUCGCAGGGGAAGUUUUUCCAUUUCAAGCACAAGAUGUGAUAACAGAGAAUUCAGGAAGUGUAGAGCUUGCUGUUUCAGAUUCUGUUACAACAUAUGUGACUGAAAAUGCAGAAGUAUCCUCAGAAAGAAACUUUCCCGUUGUUCAUCAUACACAAGAGUUGGCAGAUAUGGUCUCUGAACCAAAAUCAACUAAAGCUGUUGAGAUGACUCAGAAAGCUGAUGAUGAGAUUGAUGCAAAAGAACAGCGUUUGAGUUCAAGUGGCAACUCAUCCAGUAUUGCUGAUUCAACUGAAUUGGAGAAGGUGAAGAAGGAGAUGAAAAUGAUGGAAACUGCACUUCAAGGAGCUGCCAGGCAAUCUCAGGCAAAAGCUGAUGAAAUUGCAAAAUUGAUGAAUGAAAAUGAGCAACUAAAGGGUGAGAUUGAGGAUCUGAGGAGAAAAUUCAAUGAAGAAGGAAUUGAAUCUCUGCGGGAGGAGUACCAUAAUAGGGUAGCAUCACUUGAGAGGAAGGUUUAUGCUCUCACUAAGGAAAGGGAUACACUGCGCAGAGAACAGACUAAAAAAAGUGAUGCUGCCGCUCUUUUGAAGGAAAAAGAUGAAUUUAUUAAACAAGUCAUGGAUGAAGGUGAACAACUUUCUAAAAAACAAGCUGCUCAAGAGUCUCAAAUAAGAAAAUUGAGGGCACAGGUAAGAGAGCUUGAAGAAGAGAAGAAAGGAUUGCUUACUAAAUUAGAGGUUGAAGAGAACAAAGUAGAGAGCAUAAAGAAGGAUAAGGCAGCAACCGAGAAACUACUCCAGGAAACUAUAGAAAAACAUCAAGCAGAGCUUGCUACCCAAAAAGAAUUCUACACGAGUGCUCUGGUUGCUGCAAAAGAAGCUGAGGCAUUAGCAGAAGCACGGGCUAACAAUGAAGCCAGAACUGAACUGGAAAGCCGUUUAAGGGAAGCUGAGGAGCGUGAAGCUAUGCUAGUUCAAACAAUUGAAGAAUUAAGACAAACUCUCAGCAGAAAAGAGCAGCAAGCAGUUUUUAGAGAAGACAUGCUGCAGAGAGACAUUGAGGAUCUUCAAAAGCGAUAUCAAGCUAGUGAGCGUCGCUGCGAGGAGCUAAUUUCUCAAGUACCUGAAUCUACCAGGCCUCUUCUGAGGCAGAUUGAAGCUAUACAGGAAACUACUGCCAGAAAGGCUGAAACUUGGGCUGCAGUUGAGAGGUCCUUGAAUUCACGACUUCAGGAAGCAGAGGCCAAAGCUGCUGCUGCGGAUGAAAGGGAGCGAUCAAUUAAUGAACGCUUAUCUCAAACUUUAUCUCGAAUAAACGUUCUUGAAGCUCAGAUAUCAUGUCUCAGAGCCGAACAGACACAACUGUCAAGGUCCCUUGAAAAGGAAAGACAGAGGGCAGCAGAAAAUAGGCAAGAGUAUCUUGCUUUAAAGGAGGAAGCUGAUACACAUGAAGGUCGUGCGAACCAGCUUGAAGAAGAAAUUAGAGAGCUUAGGAGGAAACACAAGCAGGAGAUACAGGACGCAAUGACAAAACAGGAACUUCUUCAGCAGGAGCUGGAGAAAGAGAAAGCAGCACGAUUGGAUCAAGAAAGGGCAGCUCGGCUUCAAUCUUCUGUUCUAUCAGAUCAAAGCCCUAAAACAAAGCAAAUGCCUCCUAUAGAAAAUGGAAAUUUGAUUCGCAAGCUUUCAAGUGCUAGCAGCUUGAGCAGCAUGGAGGAAAGCUACUUCCUACAAGCAUCUUUAGACUCAUCUGAAAAUUUGUCCGAACGAAGAAAUCAGGGUGAGGGAUCCUUGAGUCCAUAUUACAUAAAGAGCAUGACACCUGGAGCUUUUGAGUCUGCAUUGCGACAAAAGGAAGGGGAGCUUGCCUCAUACAUGUCUCGAUUGGCAUCUAUGGAAUCAAUUCGUGAUUCCCUAGCCGAGGAGUUGGUUAAAAUGACCGCCCAGUGCGAAAAAUUACGGACUGAAGCUGCCUUAUUGCCUGGCUUACGUGCGGAGCUAGAGGCAUUACGAAGAAGACAUUCGUCGGCACUUGAGUUAAUGGGUGAACGUGAUGAGGAGUUGGAAGAACUCCGUGCCGACAUUAUUGACUUGAAGGAGAUGUAUAGGGAACAAGUAAACUUGCUUGUAAAUAAGAUCCAGGUAAUGAGUUCGACGAUGGGUGCUACUUAAUGGGGGCUUUUGUUCCCUCGGCUAUACUUUCUUUGUAGUAAAUGUUUGUGGUAAAUGCAACGAUACAUUUCGCAUACAAGUCAGCAAAAAGGAGAUUUUGUUUUGUUUUACUUUGUGCUCCAUAUACUUUGUGUUUUGCAUGAAGAAAUGUAACGCGCGCUUUUGUACUGACUGUAUUAUUCAUUUUGUUAUUUUGGUCUAAAGUUGUACAGCGUAAAGCUUAGUGUUUUGCUCUGGACUUGCAGCAUUGAUAAAAUUUUCAUGGAUCCAAGUGUAGAACUGAAGUCAACUUUUCUCAAUGCUGUACAUUAAUCACUUGUUUCUA
Molecule: messenger RNA, 3627 nt
Organism: Coffea eugenioides
Lineage: Eukaryota; Viridiplantae; Streptophyta; Magnoliopsida; Gentianales; Rubiaceae
Product: golgin candidate 5
Exons: 20
Coding region: 342-3302 (986 amino acids)
Source: RefSeq, a predicted model, not a curated record